Trichomonas vaginalis G3 is the source of this 1527-nucleotide messenger RNA. RefSeq lists its product as uncharacterized. The record is from RefSeq and is a predicted model, not a curated record. Bases 1 to 1527 code for a protein of 508 amino acids. NCBI's taxonomy places the organism in Eukaryota, Parabasalia, Trichomonadida, Trichomonadidae. The transcript has a single exon.
AUGACUCACCCCAUUAAACUUGUUCCUGAGAGAUAUGAAAGUUCUGCAGAGCAACCCUCACAGAACCAAAAUCUUGUUCCUAGAAAAUGCUGGCUCAGAAUCACUCAACUUUUGAUGAAACCUAGCUUAUUCGAGAAAAAUCAGAAAUUGAGGAUAAUAGUUCAUGUUCCAAACUCAAAUCGCGAAGUCAAGACAAAGAAAAUCUCUCUGGAUGAACACGCCAUUCGAUUUCUUCAAUCACACCAAAAUAACGCCGGUUUUUCACAAAUUCCAAUAGAUGCCACAAUUAUUUAUGAAUACAAACAUGAUAUACAAGUUGAGCAUCCAUCAAUAAUGAUCAUAGAUGUUGAAAUUAUCUCUUCUAUUUUAGGUCGUUCUAAACGAAUCGGCCAACUAUCAAUAAACAUGUCGGAAGUGAUACAGAAAAGCAUAAAGAAUACAUUUUCAAUUGGCAAAGAAGGCAAUGUCAUAGCUCUUUUGACGGCAGAGAUUUUCUCGAUGUCAAUUGCCCGUAAAACACCGGAAGGAAUUGUCCAUUCGUAUUCUACAUUAUCAGAUAGUGAAUCAGAGAUAGAUCCUGAGUCCACACAAGGAAACGAAUCCCUUCUUCCGAAAAUGAUUUCACAAAAAAGGGUUGUUUUUGCAGAUGACAACUCUUUUGAAGGCCAAAUCAUCAAGCAAUAUCUAUCAGUUACCGAUUUCUAUCUACCUAUUCGUUCUCCAACUACAAUUCAGAAAUUUUUCAGUGUCGUAUCACAAACUAUGCCAUCUGCUGAUCCUAUUGUAGUUAUUCUUGCAGGAGAUGACUUCUUCAUAUGCACCUUCUUAAAAGAAAUCGCUGCUUGUAGAGAUAGAGGCCUAAUUAACAUCGAAUCUUUCCAAAUCUUCGUUUUACCUCUAAAGCAACAGAACUCGACAUUUUCCACCCUACUUUCAAGCAAAUCCCAAAAAUACGCCUCCAAUUUUACUAAUUCGAAGUGGUUUGAUUUAUUCUCCGCAGAAUCAGCUUCUCCGAUCCACGGACCACAAGUUGUCGAUAUAAUUAACCAAGUGUUUGCUACAGAGCUGAAAUCAUUCGUUGUUCCCGUUGCAGAUAUCUUAAUUACGACUGCAUCAGACCAAUACGUUGUUCCAAUGUUCAGCAGCAUAACAAUUGGAGAUCCAAACAACAUCGACAGAUCAAAGACGCCAGGGCCACCUAACAGUGCCAAAUGCACGUUCACGAGUAACAAAGUUAGACAUGACAGCAUAAAAUUCCACCAAAUGAGUGUGAAAAUGGACCACAACGGAAUUAUUGUUGUGAAAUGGUUCAUUUUGACUAACUCUAUCAUGUCUAUACUUAACAGUAACGACAAAGUGCAGAUUGAGAAUGAAACUGAGAAAUGCAACAAAUUCUCAAUGACAAACUCAAAGGGACAGCAACUGGACAUUCUAAUUGACGGUCAGAAGAUAGGAGGAGUUAUAGGUUUCAGUGUUACUUUGAGAGAUCAAUCUGCAUCUGUUACUUUAGCAAGUUUCGCUGAAUAA